Osmerus eperlanus (European smelt) is the source of this 634-nucleotide messenger RNA. Its product is annotated as phosphatidylinositol 3,4,5-trisphosphate-dependent Rac exchanger 2 protein-like. The transcript is spliced from 5 exons. Gene Ontology annotation, cellular component: plasma membrane. Gene Ontology annotation, biological process: intracellular signal transduction; G protein-coupled receptor signaling pathway; positive regulation of GTPase activity. NCBI's taxonomy places the organism in Eukaryota, Metazoa, Chordata, Actinopteri, Osmeriformes, Osmeridae. The annotation marks the transcript as partial. The record is from RefSeq and is a predicted model, not a curated record. Gene Ontology annotation, molecular function: guanyl-nucleotide exchange factor activity; GTPase activator activity.
GGCUCCAACAUCACAGACACGUGCACGGAGAUGCUGAUGCAGGGCGUUCUGCUGAAGAUCUCAGCGGGGAACAUACAGGAGAGGAUCUUCUUCCUCUUCGACAACCUCCUGGUCUACUGCAAGAAGAAGAACAGGCGUUUGAAGAACAGCAAGGCGUCCACAGAAGGCCCUCGCUUCCUGUUCAGGGGACGCAUCAACACAGAGGUGAUGGAGGUGGAGAACAUGGACGACGGCACAGCCGACUACCACAGCAGCGGGAACAUUGUGAACAACGGCUGGAAGAUUCACAACACGGCCAAGAACAAGUGGUUCGUUUGCAUGGCCAAGAGCCCUGAAGACAAGCAGGAGUGGCUGGAGGCCAUCUUAAAAGAGAGAGAGAGGAGGAAAACUCUGAGGCUGGGGAUGGAACAGGAGACUUGGGUGAUGGUGUCUGAGAAGGGAGAGAAGCUCUACCAUCUGAUGACCAAGCAGGGACACCUCAUUAAGGACAGGAAACGCAAGCUCACCACCUUCCCCAAGUGCUUCCUGGGAAGUGAGUUUGUGUCCUGGCUGAUGGACAUCAGGGAGACAGACAACCCAGAAGAGGGCGUCCACCUGGGGCAGGCUCUGCUGGAGAACGGCAUCAUCCACCACG